This is a messenger RNA of Naegleria lovaniensis, 1305 nucleotides long. RefSeq lists its product as uncharacterized. The record is from RefSeq and is a predicted model, not a curated record. The coding region runs from base 1 to 1305 and encodes 434 amino acids. The transcript has a single exon. NCBI's taxonomy places the organism in Eukaryota, Heterolobosea, Eutetramitea, Acrasida, Naegleriidae. Gene Ontology annotation, molecular function: tRNA binding.
AUGUCCAAGAAUUCAUCAUCCGAGUCAUUGUUGUCGAUUGUGGUACCAUCCAACACUCACUCCAAUUUUCAUAUUGCUACUCUCUAUACUCAACACCUGUCUUCUCAACCUUCUCAAAUCAAUGUCGAUGAAAGUUCUCAAAUUAACUCUCUUCAAACUCUCUUUUCAUCUUUGCAUGUGAAAUUAAAUUCAGAACAACAAGAAUUCAUUCAAGUCAUUGAAGAAUUGAGUCAAGUAUUGAAAUCAUCACAACAAGCAACCAAUAUGGAAAGCUUACUCUCUAAAUUGAAUGAUCAUUUAGCUUUUCAUUCCUAUCUCGUGAAUGAUACUUUGAGUGUGGUCGAUGUUGUGUUUUAUGUUUAUUUAUAUUCACCUGAGGCUAUUGGUAAAUUAACAAAAAAACAACAAUCACAAUAUAUUCACUUGAUUCGUUAUGUGAGUCAUUUGAAGAACAAGUUCAAGUAUGAUACUUUGAAUGCUGUCAAGUUGUACUUGUCUCCUACGAAAUUCCAAUUACGAAAUUUAUUAUCGGGAGAUGCUCGUUCCAGUAGUGGAUUAAAUACCAACAAGGGUGCUGCUGCUGUUGCUGUUGGUGGUAGUAAUGAUGAAAAUGCCAGCGCCACCACCGCCAAACAAGGCUCAUCCAAUAAGAAGGAAAAGGCUUCUGCUUCCUCAGCAAGUACAACAACAAGUAGUAGUAGUAGCAAAGCCUCCUCAACCUCAGCCACCACCACCACCACAGAAGAAUCUUCUUCUCAAUCCACCACUACCACUACCACUACCACCAUCAAUCCCAACACCAUUGCACUCACUGUGGGUUAUGUCUUGUCUUGUGAAGAUCAUCCUGAAGCAACCAAACUCUAUGUUGAAAAGAUUGCCAUCACUCCUGAUCAUCAAUCCAAAAUUCUCACCAUUUGCAGUGGAUUGAAAGGUAAAGUUGAAAAGGAUCAAAUUGCUCACAAAUUGGUACUCUUAAUGACCAAUUUAAAAUCCUCAAAAAUGGUUGGAAUUGAAAGUGAAGGAAUGCUGCUCGCUGCUACUGAUGAUUCUACAGGUCAAGUACAAGUAUUAACAUUUAAUACCAAUGAGGGUUUACAAGCAGGAGAUCGAGUCAUUGUGGAUGGUUUUGAUGUUUGUGAAGUGGAUAAACAAAUUAAGAGUGACAAAUUAGCAAAGAAGAUUAUUCCAUUCAUGUCCACCAAUGAGAAUGGUGUUGUGGUAUGGAAUCAAACCCAUGAAUGGAGAGUAUUAGGAAAACCAAACAUUCAACCUGUGUCCUCGUUCAAGAAGGCACCUGUCAAGUAA